Molecule: messenger RNA, 2121 nt
Organism: Closterium sp. Yama58-4
Lineage: Eukaryota; Viridiplantae; Streptophyta; Zygnematophyceae; Desmidiales; Closteriaceae
Source: the annotation of a GenBank genome assembly
AUGAAUUCCUGCCGCAUCUCUCGCCGCAGAUUGCGGGUUCAACCAGGAGCCACGAGUCUUCUCCAUGUCGCGAUUUUCCGACGGGUUACGUUUCUCCUCUAUCUCGUAGCCUUCGUUCGUGUCGCUGAUGGUCUCGUCGACUGCCAUAACCUUACCAAUCCAAGUGAAUCGUCAAACCUCCUCUCCAACCCAAGCUUCGAUACAAGCUGUCUCGAUACUGGAUGGCGCCGCAAGAAGCUGAACGCGUCGUGCGAUCCAUGGCCGUACUUAUUCCCGUGGCGCGCGUUGGAACCUGGGGAAACAAUCUCAACCGACGAGCUCUUAGCCACCGCCGCAUCUGGCGGCGCAAAACUCGGACCAUUGCUUACGUCAGCAGGUGCGACACUGGCAGAAGCGAUCGCGACAGCAGCGGGGGCGGCGUCGCCUGCUGACGUGUCAAUAAAUAACGGGGUCGGUGGAGUCACGGACACCCUACUGGCAGCUGACGGGUCCCGUUUCUUACUGCUGACGUCCGUUAUUUCCGCGUCGCCUAGUGACGACGACGCUUCUGGAAGUAGCAAUGGUAGCAACUCUAGUAGUGGUGGUAGCGCGUUUGGCGGGCCAGGCGUGGCGCAAGCGCUGUGCGAACUCAAACCCGCUGCGGCGCCGACCAGCAAUGACUCGCAGCAGGCGCAGCAGGCGGAGCAGCAGCAGUCCCCGCGCCAGCUGUCCCUCUCGUUCUUUGCGCGCGCCAGCCUGUGCGCGGAGGGGGAAGGGGAGGCGGAGCGGCUGUUGAAGCAUGCGCUGCACACAUGCAGCAUGCUCAACUCCCACUCAAGUGCACAAUCGAUCUCUCAUUGCACUUCUGCUCCUACACUUCCCGUUCACCUCCUCCCACCCUUCCCCCCAUUCCCCAUCCCUGUCACUGCCCUGCAGCCGGCCCCUCCCCUCUCAAGACCUUUUCCUACUGGCUCUCCAGCACCUGAGACUCACUCAUUCCCCCUCCCUUUCCCAUCCCUUCCUAUUCCCCCUGCCGCCCUUCCCCCCAUUCCCCAUCCCUGUCACUUCCCUGCAGCCGACCCCUCUCCACUCAAGUCCUUCUCCCACUGGCCGCUCUCCACCGCCCAUCCGCUCCUCACAGCCGGCUCAGCUCGCCGCAACCGCGCCGCCCUCUCCCUCACCACGCUCUCCGACCUCAACUCUGCUGCUCUCGCGCUGCACCCCUCUCCAUUCGCGCUGCUCGCCCCCGCCACGCCCGCCUCCCCCUGCCGCCCCUUCUCCUUCUCCACCUCCUUCGCCUUCCGCAUCUCCUCCCCCAACGCCGCCGGGCUGGGCGGCGAGGGCUUGGCCUUUGUGAUGCUGCCGUCUCCCACGCUCGGCCUGCCAGGGCCCUCCCUGGGCUACGGCCGCGUGCUGCUGCCCCCGGGGAGCACGACGGGUGCCUCUGCCUCUGAGGUACGUUCAUCUUAUCACCCGUCGCCCACACUCGGCCUGCCGGGGCCCUCCCUGGGCUACGGCCGCGUGCUGCUGCCCCCGUGGAGCAUGACUGGUGCUGAUAAUUCCAGUUCCAGCAGUGGCGUGUCAUCUCAGGCCCUCAUCCUCCUCUCCACCCACCCAUCCUCCCCCCCUCAUCCACAGCAGCAGCGGAGCCUGGCAGUAGAAUUCGACACGUCCUUUUCUCCCGAGUUCUUCGACCGGCCGGACCACCACGUGGGGGUGAACCUGCACGGCAGCAUGCUCUCUCUCGCCUCUGCCCCCGUGCACCCCGUCGGCAUUCCCGCCCUCAACGCCGGUCAAACCCUCCUCGCCACCAUCCAGUACAACGCCUCCUCCUCGCAGCUCUCCGUCUGGCUCUCCCCUGUUCCCCGCUCCUCGUCUCGCUCUUCCUCCCCCGUCUCCCCUCCUCUCCCGCGCUCUGCUGUCCUCUCCAUGUUUCUGGACACAUGCGAGUGGCUGGGGGGGAACGACCCGCAGGCAGCAGCGGCUCCCCCGCCGCUGUUUGUGGGAUUCACAGCGGCCACGGGCAAGGGGGCGGAGCAGGUUCAACAGCACGAGGUGCUGGGGUGGAGCUUUGAAGUAGCAGAUGGUGAGUUGUUGGGAGGUGCACGAGGUGAGUUACGGUUUCCAAGUGAGGGAGGGUGA